AUGAGGGAUAGAAUCUACCUAAUGAACACAGUAGUAGGAGCAGCAGCACUAUACGGAGUGGAAGUUUGGGGAUGGGGAGGAGUAAAAGAUAUAGAGAGGGUUCAGGGAAGGUUUUGUAAAAUGGCACUAGGGGUUAAUAGAAAUACUCCGGGGUACAUUUGGAGAACAGAAGCAGGAGUGCAAAACAUAAAGGCAACUACGAGGGAGAGAGCAGCUAGAUAUGUGAAGGAUGUUUUGGCAAUGGAGGAGGAUAGAUGGCCAAAAAUAGCGCUGCGGGAAGAAAUGAGAGGAAUCCUAAAUAGAAAUCCGGCAAAAUGGGGUAGAAAGCUACAUGCAGCGAUAAAAGAAAUGGGAUGUGAAGAAAUAGCAGGAAUGAUAUAUAAUAAAGAAGAAAAAGAAAAAAUAGAUGAAAAAAUUAAUGCAGGGGUAGAAAGAUAUAAAGAAAAACUUAAAGAAGACGAUGAAAAAGCUAUAGAGAGGUCAAGCUAUAAUAAAAUGUAUAAAAAAAUAAUGAUCGAAAAAGAUGGAUAUAAUUACUGGAAGGAUGACAAGAAAAGGGGGGAAGAUAAAGAACAAUGGGCAAGAAUAAGAUGUGGAAACAUUGGGAGAGCUUACAAGAAAGGUUAUACAGAGUGGACAAACCUUAACACAUCUAAUAAAGUGCAAAGAGAUAAAAAAGGAGUGAACGAAAAGGAAAGAAAAUAUAUGGAAAAGUGGGACAAAUUGGUAGAGGAAGAAGAGAUCGAAAGUGAAAUAUGUAAGAUAUUAAAAGGCGAAAUAGACGUGAACUUUUGUGAAAUUUUUCGUAAAGUCGAAAAAUCAAUAAGAAGCAAGACAGAAGCGGAAAAAAUUGGAGAAGAAAGUGCAGAGGUGGAGCAGAGAACAGUGUGA
Molecule: messenger RNA, 891 nt
Organism: Cotesia congregata
Lineage: Eukaryota; Metazoa; Arthropoda; Insecta; Hymenoptera; Braconidae
Source: the annotation of a GenBank genome assembly